This is a messenger RNA of Leptosia nina, 543 nucleotides long. The record is from the annotation of a GenBank genome assembly. NCBI's taxonomy places the organism in Eukaryota, Metazoa, Arthropoda, Insecta, Lepidoptera, Pieridae.
AUGAAUAGAAGUAUUUUAAAAGUAUUUAGCCCAUUGACGACAAUAUUUAGAUCUAAAGGGUAUAAACAUCCAGGAGGAACACGUUACCCUGGUGGUAUUAUGUAUUAUCCAAGAGAUCCAAAUCACCAAGACCCUGAGUACACACCUACAAAAUUGUUUAGAGUUGAACAGAUUAAAACGACUAAAUUUCGUCCUUGGUGGGAAAAAAAAGUUUUGGAACAACUUAAAUUAAAUGCUUUGAACCAAGUGGCUAUUGUCAAAAAUGUUCCUGAAAUGAAUGCAAGAUUGUGGAGGGUAAAACAUUUGAUAAAAGUAACCCCUAUAACAUUUCCUUAUGGCGAACCAACUGCGGAAGAUAUAAAGCACACAGUUUUAAGAGAAAAUGGCCAAUGUAUAGUGACAAAAACUUUGAAGCCUCAAGAGGAACAAAUUACUGCAUUAGAACAAUUUGAUAAGGACCCCAAAAAAAUGGAUUCACAUACUAUCAAAAGAGAUGCUAGACUAAAAUGGAAUAAUGCAUAUACCGGUGGUUAUUUAAAUUAG